This is a messenger RNA of Gadus macrocephalus (Pacific cod), 2116 nucleotides long. It is a transcript of the gene lad1, whose product is annotated as ladinin. The coding region runs from base 440 to 1522 and encodes 360 amino acids. Gene Ontology annotation, molecular function: structural molecule activity. Lineage: Eukaryota; Metazoa; Chordata; Actinopteri; Gadiformes; Gadidae. The transcript is spliced from 14 exons. The record is from RefSeq and is a predicted model, not a curated record.
GACGCGUUACAGGGUAAAGGUGAUUUCUUCCUGCGGCACUAAGCAGUCUCCGAGUACUGCGCUCCUGUGCCAGUUACCUCUCCUAGCGCAGUCAAUACGCGACACUUUCGCCGCUUCUUCCUGUCUCUUUGGACUUUUACGAACUUAUCGACAAAAGAUGUCUCUCAGUCGAAAAAACUGAAGGCUUUGUCUAGUCUAACGCGCCAGUGGACGUUGGAAGAUGAAGAGGAGGUUGAAAGAGAGAGAAGGAGGAGGGUGAGGGGUUCGAGCAGCACAGCUGACCCUGACUCACCCGGCGCCGAUAGCCCGUCCAGAGACGCGCCCAUCUACUGCAGCCCUCCUGUCGGGGCGGCUCCCGAGAAGGCCCAGAACAGCAGUGCUGAGCCGGGGAGCGAGGACUUUGUGGAGAUGCUGCAGGUGCGGGGACGAGAGGCGGCGGAUGAGACACGUGGAGACGCUGAGGAGGCAGAGGGCCGAGGAGGACGGGGAGGAGGUGGAGGGGGCCGGGGGGAGGGCCAGGGUGGAGCUGCUGGGCGACUCGGAGGAGGAGGAGGGUGACGGAGCGACGAAGGGAGGGAGGCUGGCGGCCGUGACGCUGGCCGCCACCAAAGUGUCCCGCGUUGCUCCGCCAGUCAGCCUCCGCAGCAACGGGACCAGAGGCAGCACCACGAGUGGGACCCCCAACAGACAGCAUGGGAACGGAGACUCAACCAGAAAAGUUCCUGAUGAAAAUCCCUCCUCUCCCUCUUCACACAAGUUUGUCAGUUCGGUUUGCAUCUCCCUCGACAGCUGCACCUCCCCCACCGAGAAGAGCCCGCGCCCGGCCGCCUUCGGGCCCACACCUCCUGCGUCUCCCGGCCAGCCCUGGGGCUCUCCCUGCCACAGCCCCUCUCCAAGAGGACCCCAGAGCCCCAUACACAACGGGUUCACUGCCGAGGCCGCUGUGAACAGCUCUCCCUCCACCGACCCGGCCAACGGCAAUCAAACCAACAGACCCUCCCUUGGCAGGCAGAGCUCCAGGACCACCUCCUUCAGGAUGCUGAAGAAGAAAUCCGGAGAGGCGGCGCCGAUACGAAGAAGCUCGAGUGUUCGACUUACAUCCCAGAAAUUUGAAUCAAACGCUGACCCAAAUCAAGAAGAUGAGAAAACGUCGAAUUUCCAGAGGAACACCAGACAGAGGGUGUCCUCCCGCUCCAUCCAGGAGAAGAUGGAGCGACUGGCUCAGGCUUCACAGAAGCCGGAGGUGUCGCGGUUCACAGACGUCACCCAGAGGACCCUGGUCUUACUGGAAGAGGUGUCAAGGAAGAGGGAUCUGUUUGAGAAGGAGCACCAGGCCUCCAGCCCCACCAGCCCUGGAGUCUCCAGACAGGAGUUCCGCACCUUCACGUCUGGCAUCUCGGAUCGCAUUAACCGCUGGGUCCACAAGAGCACCAAGCCAGGCUCCUCCCCCAACCCCGCGGACCUGAGGCAUGUUGAUAUCAGCAGCAAGAAGAUCCUGUUUGAGAGCAAACACAAGGAGUGAAGGAUCUGCCACGAGGGGAUUCCUGGAUUCAGAAACUGAAGUCAGAAAAUGAUCGAGAAUGAAAUGGAGGAUGAACUUGUGUUGUGGUUCUUCGUGUUUAUUCCUGAAGCUCUUUUGUUUUCCCAUACUUGCACAGAAGAGAUGCAAGUGGAGCAUCUACGGUCUCAGUGGAAGGAAGUUGCUUUUUUGUUUUGGCUUAAAGAUUAGAUAGAUAUUAGAGAAAUGAUUGUUUGCUUCUUGGUGGCUAAGAUACGGAGUGAGAGAUAAGAGACAGCAAUACAGAAUAUAUCAGUGAAUAGAGUUGCACCAGUGACCCUUGUGUUUCAAGUCUUGAGUAGUUCCGUUUAACUUCAGGUGAUUUAAUGCACUUUGCACAGUUGAAGGCCUUUUGUCUGAUAAUAACUUUUCUGAUUAUCAGAAUUUGAAAUUCUGGGACCGUAAAUUCUGUAAAUGAGGGUUAUGUUUGUGGUGAAAGUUGUUCUUCUUACUGUGCUGCCAAAUUUAUGUUUUCUGUUUUAUUUGCCUUGUCUUGUAUGCUUCAAAGGUAGGUUGCUGCCUGGUGACAAAAUAAAAUCUUUUAUGACAAACUGUAAA